Messenger RNA from Caenorhabditis sp. 36 PRJEB53466, 2950 nucleotides. The record is from the annotation of a GenBank genome assembly. Lineage: Eukaryota; Metazoa; Nematoda; Chromadorea; Rhabditida; Rhabditidae.
AUGCGAUUACCGGAGCAGGAAUGCUCGGUGAUGAUCAGUGCGUACACAGUGAUGAUCUCUUCCGUUUUCUCACUGUGUCUCGUGCUCUCACUGCUCGGAAACGCCAUUGGUAAUUCCUCUCCUUUUUGUUUCAUUUCGAUUUUCUUAAAAAUGACGCGACGAGAUGAAAAUGUAUCUGAAAAUGGAUAUCUCGAAGGGAAGGGCGGAGGGGGUGUUGAAUAUUUCAUGUCCAAAAUCUCUUGUCUUUCCUGUUUUCUGCCACUGAGACCAAGAAUGGGACGGACUAGGCCUGAGGAGGAAGAAGAAGUGAAAGUGAAGGAUGUGUUUGGGUUUUGAACCCGAAAUAUGUGAUAUGUUACCCACGGGGCCACUGACGAAUUCGAGGGAACUAGAAAAAAGCCUCUAACUUUAGAGGAACGGCCUAGGUCUUGCAAUUAUUCGGAUCCAGAAUAUUCUAUGAGAGAAUUUCGCAAAAAUGCGUUGGAAUUGGAAAUAUGUGUAGAAGUCGUGCUUGGUUGGACCAAAAGAUCGAAAUAUUCAGUAAAGUUGCAGAUUUUAAGCCUAAAAACUUUCUGGUCAAGCCUUGAACCUUAGCAAAGUUAUCGCUAUAGAACGACACCAUCAUGCUGUUCAUUCAAGACGAUAUAUCUCAACUGCCAGUGGAGAUAUCAAAAAGGCGUCAACUAAUAAAAUGUUCAUUAAGAAAUUUUCUACAUUCUAUGAGUUGACAACUUUUUGUUAUCUCUACAGGCAGAUGAGAUACCUCCAAGUUUUCAGUGAUCCUGACCAUCCUGGGCAAAUCGCACCGCUCGCGGAGCAUCACAAACUUCUACCUGCUGAACCUGGCGUUUGCGGAUCUCCUCCGCAGCAUCAUAUGCAUUCCGAGCACUCUGCUCGGCGAACUCACUCAUUGUUGGCUGCUCGGCGCUGCCAUGUGCAAGAUUGUCGCAUUCCUUCAGCGUAAGUGAGCAGGAAGUAGUGAGUUCAAUUAAGAGAAGAGAUUAUAGUGGUGGUGGUGGAGACAUCAAUCAAAAUGUGACGUUUUGAAUGAAAAGAAAGACGAAAGAUCAGAAUGAAUGAAUGGAAAAGAGAAGAGUUUUUGGGUUUAGGGACGAGCUGGGCGUUCUUGGAAAACAGAAAUUUCUUGCGAAUGGAUAUUGGCACCAAACGAUAAUAUCUAGGGCUAAACAAAAUACCAACUUCCAGAUGACAAAAGUACGAGUUAAAUAAAUUUAUAUCAAACUCGAAAACGUUUGAAAAUCUAACUGAAUGCGUGAAACUUUCAGCCGUCGGCGUGUGCGCCUCCGCCUACACACUCGCCGUCAUCGCCAUCGAACGAUACUACGCCAUCUGUCGGCCGUUGGAAUCGAGGAAAUGGCAGACAAAGGUACGUGCGAUCUCCUCUAAGAAUCUCAAAAAGAGCUUUUGCAUUCAAAAGUAUAUCUUUUUUUAUCCCAAAACUCUUUUCAGAAACGUGCCCUGAUCACAAUUUCGCUCGUGUGGUGCUUCUCGUUUUCCGCCAACCUCGCCAGCCUUUUCCUCUACGACACAGUGCCGAUUGGCUCGAAAUUCACGUGUGACUCCACAAAAGGCCCCCUCGUUGACUUUAUUUAUCAACUUUAUCUCACAUUCGUAAGUUCUCUUUCAAACAAAAAAAAUCGCUUAUAUGCCAUGCCUUCAGACGCUUCUGUUCGUUCCGUUGGCUCUGAUGGUCGGGCUGUACGGAAAUGUGAUCAUCACUCUGAACACUGCGAUUAACAGCGAUAACCCGACGGUCGAGCAGCAGAUGAUUGAGAAAAGUGAGUCUCAGAACGCGUCUACAAUACCCAUUUCCGUCUUCAGCUCUUCCCUCGAGGGCUUCAUUUUCCGACUGGUUUGUGAGUGCGGUUCAGCGCGUUCCCAGCAUGAAAGUGGUGUCGAAAACGGUAAGAUUUCCCUCGAUUCUCCCUUCAUUUUUCCAUUACUCUAUUACAGCUACAAUUCAAGGAGAAGAACUCUCUGUCGAUCCCGCAGACGGGCGGUCUCUCGGCCCGUCCCAGUCGCUCCUCAUUCUCCUCGUUCUUCUCGACGCCACGUGGCUCUUUUGACGCCACAAUGCUUCUGAGGAGCACUAAUCAGGUAUGUUUUAUCUUCUCGAAAGUUCUAGAACCAGUGUGUUUUGCAGGAAAAGAUCCUGAUCGCGAAGAAGAAGGUGACACGGAUGUUGAUCACGCUGGUGAUCGUGUUCGCCUUCUGUUGGGUCCCUUCCUACAUGUAUUGGCUCAUUUUGCGGAUGGCCGAUUUGGCGGUGAGAAUUGAAUAUUCAAUGAUGAUUAUGGGAAUGAUCAGAGAGCAAAUUAGUGGGAAACUAGGCAAUAGUUUGCUAAAAGUUAAAGUAGAGUGGAGUCGAAUUUCGAAUGGUUCAACUUUGAGAGUGAACAGCAGAAUUGAGAGAUCCGAAAGUUUUUGAGUGAACGGAGAUUGCAAUCACAAAACCUUAGAGCAGUAUGACGUCUCCUAGCUUUACUAUGCACGUUCAAAGUUAGAGACUGAAAGGAAAGUUGCCCUGCUCUGAGGAUUUACAAGUGUUCUUCUAACUCAAUUUUUUAGGCGACGUCCCUGUGGAAUCCGGGGCUGAACUCCUCGCUGACCAUCCUCACUUACAUCAGUUCGCUGGCCAAUCCGAUCACCUAUUGCUUCAUGAACAAGUCGUUCCGAUCGUCAGUUCUGGCGUACUGCCGGCCGAAACCCAAGCGAGUUUUGGUAAGUAAUUCUCCCUUAACUUAAUGUGAUCUUCGGAAUUCAGACGAGAUGCUCGGCGAUGCCAACGCGAAAGAGUCCGUCGAAAGAGUCGCCGACGCAUAAUAUUCCAAUGAUCAAGGUUUGUUCGGAAUUCGGAGCUUUUUUGUAGAGUCGUAAGAACUUUUGAUUUCAGAUCGAUCUCGUGCUCGACAGCAGUGUUCACAUUUAA